UCGGAUCGAAUUGCGUUACAUGCUUAACUUGGUUAAUAUACAGCAUUUUGUAUAUAUCUUCAACGAAUGCAUUCUAAUUUUUUUUUAAACGAAUUAACGCUAAUUGUAGAACCAGGUUCUACUGAAACAAGCGUUUAGUGGAAGUGCAAGAUAGUGUAUAACAGCGAAAGCAAAACGACGCUAACAAAGCGAUAGCCAUAAAACGACGUUGCGACGGCAACGCUGACAUAAAAACUAAUAAAUUUAAAGUUGGCUUGAAGAGCCUAUGUGGCUGAAAUAAUAAUAAAAAUAUACAAAUGUUUAUAGAAAACUUUGUAGUUGGGUGCAGCAGCAGUGCAAAUUGCCUACGCUCGCUAUUUUUUUGUAUCUUUUUUUUUUGAAAUUUGUUUUGCGUUUUGUUACGAAGUUUCGAUGAUCUUGGCCUGUUGUUUGCCUUUUUUGUUGUAACUCGUUUUAUGCGCGCGCGACUACAAUAACGAGCGAAACAACAACAACAACAAAAAGCAGCUACAAUAACGACGAAUGCGCGACGUCGACGAAUGCGCGUGUGAUUCAUGCAAAGGCAACAUAAAAAAAUAUAACUAUGUACGACGACCACGAACAACGGCUGCAAAAUGAAAUACAGUAAAAUAUACUAAGAAAAAUAAUAAAUAAAUAUUAAGAAGUAAACGUGCUCAGAUAGUGAACGAGAGAGGGAGGCAGACAAAAUAAUACAUGACGCGUGCAUCCUGCAUUGAGAGCGCGAGGCAAAUUUAAAAAAUACAACAAAAAAGAACAAUACAAUAGCCGCAGCACAUACAUACAUAUAUGCAUAGCUAAGGUGUGUGCGUGUGUAUAUUUUUGCUGUUGUCGGUUACAAUAGUGGUGGCACUGUGUGGUACAGCUGUCAAGUGCGGAAAGCGCAGCCGCAACGUCGAGUCCUUUUUCGUUUUUGUGAGCGCUAUCUCUUUCCUUCCCACACCACCGACGCCAUAAAUAGACAAGCACGUGUAUAUGUGUUUGUGUGUGUAACUGCACUUUUGGUCGAUUGAGGAGAUGACGCCGAAGCAGAAGCCAAAGCAAAGUAUAAUAAAUAACAACAACAACCGCAACAGAAUUGGCAGCGUCAACAAUAAAUUCCAACAUUCCAAUGCCAAUCAUUUGCAAUGUGAGAGAAACAAAAAAUAUUAAUAGAAUCGUCCGAAACUAAACAGCAGCAGAAGAAGAAGAAUUGGCCGAAGAAGUGCUAAUACUUCAAAACAGUGUGCCCCAUAUAAUUAUAAAACACCAACAACAAUGAAAGUUACCGUUUGCUUUGGGGAUGUGCGGAUUUUGGUGCCCUGCGGCUCUGGUGAGCUGCUUGUUCGCGAUUUGAUCAUCGAGGCCACGCGUCGCUACAAGAAAGCCGCCUGCAAGGAACCGGACUCUUGGGUCGCUGUCCAUCACUUGCAAACACAGUCUGGCAUUUUGGAUCCCGAUGACUGUGUGCGUGAUGUGGCCGACGAUCGCGAACAAAUACUGGCACAUUUUGAGGACUCUGGACCAGAUCCGGGUGUGCCUCAGGGUGGCGGUGACGGUGCCUCUGGGAGCUCAUCAGUAGGCACCGGUUCGCCAGAUAUUUUUCGCGAUCCCACCAACACGGAGGCGCCCACACGCAACUUAUCGACGCCACACAUUGAGGUCACCAGCACCACAUCGGGCCCGAUGACCGGACUGGGCCUCCAAGUGCGUCGCAGCAGCGAUCCAAAUCUGUUGGCCUCCCUUAAGGCGGAGGGCAGCAACAAACGUUGGUCAGCAGCGGCGCCGCAUUAUGCAGGUGGCGAUUCGCCAGAGCGUAUCCUGCUAGAUAAGGCCGGCGGGCAUUUGUCGCCGCAGUGGGAAGAGGAUGACGAGGCGCUGCAACUGCAGCUACAGCACCAACAACAACAACAACAACAACAGCAGCCACAACACGCCAUCCACGCCGCAGCAGUGCCACAUCAGCCAUUCGCACGCUCCGGCCGUCUGUCCAUGCAGUUUCUGGGCGAUGGCAAUGGCUAUAAAUGGAUGGAGGCGGCCGAGAAGCUGCAGCAGCAGCAACAGCCGCCAAACCACAUUGCAUCCCAGUCUCAGUCUCAGUCACAGUCACAAUUGCAGACGCAGUCGCAGGUGCAGUACGUCGGUGGAGCUGCCGGUGCGCCUAUUUAUUCGAGCAAGUCCCUGCCGCGGGAAAGCAAACGAAAGGAGCCGCUGGGGCAGGCUUACGAGUCCAUACGCGAAAAGGAUGGCGAGAUGCUGCUAAUCAUCAAUGAGUAUGGCAGUCCGCUGGGUCUGACCGCCAUUCCAGACAAUGAGCACGGCGGAGGACUGCUGGUGCAGCACGUGGAGCCGGGUAGUCGGGCUGAGCGCGGUCGUCUGCGUCGCAACGAUCGCAUUUUGGAGAUCAAUGGCACCAAAUUGAUUGGGUUGACCGAAGGCCAGGUGCAGGAGUAUUUGCGGCGAGCACUAGAGUCCUCCGAGCUGCGGGUGCGAGUAUUGCGCGCCGAUCAUCACCAGAAGCAGCGGCGUCGCGACUCCAAGGUGGCUGAAAUGAUUGAAGCGGAAGAGAAACUGGUAUCGGGUGUGGAGUCGAAGGUGGCGACGGUGUCGCCCACACGCAAGCCGAAUGCGGCGCCCGUGGGCACCUCAUUGCAGGUGGCAAACACCCGGAAACUUGGUCGUAAAAUCGAGAUACUGCUGAAGAAAGGCGCUAACGGUCUGGGAUUCUCGGUAACCACACGAGACAAUCCGGCCGGCGGCCAUUGCCCCAUUUACAUUAAAAACAUUCUGCCACGUGGUGCUGCCAUUGAGGAUGGACGCCUAAAACCAGGUGAUCGGCUGCUUGAGGUCGAUGGAACGCCCAUGACGGGCAAGACUCAAACCGAUGUGGUGGCCAUAUUACGGGGCAUGCCAUCAGGCGCAACAGUGCGCAUUGUAGUGUCGCGCCAGCAGGAGCUCGCUGAGGUGGAGGUGCGUGGACCGCUCCCGCAGCAGUCCGAGCAGUCGGAUGUUCAGACAGCAAGCACGAACACGCCGCCAAAAUCGUCUGUGCCCGCUUCUAAUGGCAGCUCCAAAGUCCAGAAGUCGAGCAGUGCUCGCUCCCUUUUCCAGCAACACAACGUACAGCAGCAGCAGCAGCAGCAGCAGCUUAACGAAUCUCACCAUUUCAUAGACGCGGGCAGCGAGUCGGCGGCCUCCAACGAGAGCCUCCCACCCACUGGCAGCACUUGGCAUUCGCGUGAGGAGCUCACGCUCCACAUACCCGUGCACGACACAGAGAAAGCUGGCCUGGGUGUUAGCGUAAAGGGCAAGACGUGCUCCAACCUCAAUGCCUCAAGUGGUAGCGGCAAUGGAGGCGCCUUCUUAAAACACGACGGAGAUUUGGGCAUCUUUGUGAAAAAUGUCAUUCAUGGUGGUGCGGCAUCACGCGACGGUCGACUCCGCAUGAACGAUCAGCUGCUGAGCGUUAAUGGCGUCUCCUUGCGUGGCCAAAAUAAUGCCGAGGCCAUGGAGACCUUGCGUCGUGCCAUGGUUAAUAAUCCUGGAAAGCAUCCGGGCACUAUUACCCUACUGGUCGGCCGCAAAAUACUGCGCUCCGCUAGUUCCAACGACAUUCUGGAGCACACGAGCAGCAGCAGCAGCAAUGGCAACAGUAACAACAACAGCAGCUCCAAUGCCAGCGAUAACUCUGGAGCCACCGUCAUCUAUUUGAGUCCCGAGAAACGCGAAUCCCGCGGUAGCUGUACAACAGGCAGCGCUGGCAGCGACGUUAACAGAUGGAGCAAUCCCGUUUUGGAUCGUCUAACCGGUGGCAUUUGCUCCUCAAACUCAUCGCAACAGCAGUCGCAGUCGCACUCACAGCCCCAUCCCCAGCAGCUUUCCCAGCCGCACGCACAGCCGCUGCAGCAGACACAGUCGCGUCGUUUACCGCCGUCCCAUGCCGCCAACGUGGCACUGCGCAACGACAGCUACUGCAUGGCCACCAACGACAACUGGUCGCCGGCGCAGCUGCUGAACGGACAUGGCAACACGGCGGUGCUGAUUGAGGACGAUGCCGAACCCAUGUCUCCCACGCUGCCCAUGCGCAACCACGAAGCUGCUUAUGGCAAUCCAGGCAGCGCAAACGCUUCACAAAUCACCACUGGCGGUGGCAUUGAAACUGCCUCUAAUUCGGGUGCUGGCCUAUGCCCCAAUUUUGACGCCACCUACUCUUCCCAGCUCAGCCUGGAGACGAACAACUCGGGUGUCGAGCAUUUCUCGCGUGACGCACUCGGUCGUCGUUCCAUUUCAGAGAAACAUCAUGCUGCGUUAGACGCGCGCGAAACUGGCACCUAUCAGCGCAACAAGAAACUGCGUGAGGAGCGCGAACGGGAGCGUCGCAUUCAACUGACCAAGUCGGCGGUCUACGGCGGUUCCAUCGAGUCUCUGACAGCGCGCAUUGCCAGCGCCAAUGCACAGAUACCAGGCUAUAAGCACGCCAAGACAGCAUCUAGCAUUGAGACACAGCAGCUGUUAGCCGCCGAGGCACGUGAUCAGGUGGGCGAUUUGGGUCCCUCGCUCGGUCUCAAGAAGUCCUCCUCCCUGGAGUCGCUUCAGACGAUGGUGCAGGAGCUGCAAAUGUCGGAUGAGCCGCGCAGUCAUACGGCAUUGCGGGCGCCACGCGGACGUGGACGCGAGGAUAGUUUGCGGGCGGCUGUCGUCAGCGAACCGGAUGCCAACAAACCGCGCAAGACUUGGCUGCUGGAGGACGGCGACCACGAAGGUGGGUUCGCUUCACAACGCAACGGUCCCUUCCAGAGCUCGUUGAACGAUGGCAAGCACGGCAAGUCACGCGCCAAGAAGCCGAGCAUAUUGCGCGGCAUCGGACAUAUGUUUCGGUUUGGCAAAAACCGCAAGGAUGGUGUUGUGCCCGUAGAGACCUAUGCCUCCGUAGAGACAGCCGUUGCUGCCGCCCCCACGCCCCAGCAAAUACCGACGGCGGCCCUCGCCGCUCUGGAGUGCAAUCCGAAGCCACCAGCCUACCAACCACCACCCCCGCUGCCGGCACCCAAUGGCAGCGGUCCCAUCUCAGGCAAUGUCUCUGUCAGUCCCAAUGCGGGUGGCAUACAUCAGAAUGAUAUUUUCAAUCAUCGCUAUCAGCACUAUGCCAACUAUGAAGAUUUGCAUCAGCAUCAGCUUAGCGUUGCCAGCGACUCUAGCUCUCAAACAGACGUGCUCUCGGAGUCCACAUUAGAAUGUAUGCGACAGCAGGUGAUCAGGCAACGCAUUAAGGUCGAGACUGAAAGUCGCCGUCAUCAGCAUUAUCAUUCGCAACGCAGCGCCCGCUCCCAGGACAUUAGCCUCUACAAUCAUCCAGCCAGCGUGCAGCAACAGCUGCCGCCCUCGAGUCUAAAUAGCAGCGGCGGCGGAGGCGGAGGCGGUGGUGGACCGUCAGCCAACACCCUGCGUCCCAUGUCCAGCUACUAUGAGUACGAGACGGUGCAAAAGCGGGCGGGCAGCAUUAAGCACAGCCACGCCCAAGUGAAUGGCUCGCCCAUCACAGUCAACGGACACGGUCCCGGGCACGGCCACGGACACGGGCACAGCCACGGACAGUCGCCCCAGACGCAGCCCCAUUGGAAGGCAGCAGCAGUCAAUGGCUAUGCGCCCGCUUCCCUCAACAGCAGCGCCCGGAGUCGGGGUCCGUUCGUCACGCAAGUAACCAUACGGGAACAGAGCGGCGUGCUUGGUCCCCAGGCCACCUAUCAGACGGUGCAGAAGCAGCAGCAACAACAACAACAACAACAGCAGCAGCAACAACAACACUUGCAUUCGCAAUAUUCCGGCACCGGUGGAUCUCAGCCGCAUGCCUCGAAAGUGUGACUAUAGGUGUUGGCGCAGGCGCGCGCCACACGGGACGCUCUGGAGCGUUGCCAGACACCGCUGGGCAGCAACAGCACCAGCACCACCACCACCAGCACCACUAGCAGCACCGAGGUGGAGGUAUUCUACUACGCCACCGAGUGUUGAUUACAAAGUAAAGUGGGUGUGGCUGCGGCUGUGGCUGGGGCUGCUUCUGCGACUGCGCCUUCGUUUCUUGUGUCCAACGAAUGAACCAUUUAACGAUAGAUAUACUACAUACAUACCAACAUACACAUACAUACAUACAUACAUACAUACAUACAUGUAGUAUGUAUGUGUAUUAAGUAUUUAAGCAUACAUACAUACAUUAUACAUAUUUCAACAUUUCUACACACCCUUCAUUACCAACAUAUUGUUAAUUGUAAAUUAUCUGUAAGCCUUCAAAGUAUUUCAUGUAAAUGCAAUAAUUAUUUAGCUAUUAAA
Molecule: messenger RNA, 6321 nt
Organism: Scaptodrosophila lebanonensis
Lineage: Eukaryota; Metazoa; Arthropoda; Insecta; Diptera; Drosophilidae
Gene: baz
Product: partitioning defective 3 homolog
Exons: 9
Coding region: 1276-5859 (1527 amino acids)
Biological process (GO): cell adhesion; microtubule cytoskeleton organization; establishment of centrosome localization
Cellular component (GO): apical junction complex; cell cortex; apical plasma membrane
Molecular function (GO): protein binding; phosphatidylinositol binding
Source: RefSeq, a predicted model, not a curated record